GUAAGCAGGGAGGGGAUGAAGCAGAGAAUGAGAUGAAAGAGGAGGAUGAACACAAAGAGGAGAGAGGGUGAUAAAUAGAGGAGACAGAAAUGAGAGAAGAGGCAGCAGUCUGACCCUCAGAUAUCCUUGACAGUGACAAACUGCAGAAAAUACACCCUGCAGCCGGAUGCAACAAGUUUAUACCUGCUGUCUGGAAAACUACCCAAAGUCAUUCUGAGUAAUGCUGGAAAUCACAAACUGAAAGUAAACGCUGUUGUGGAAGGAUAUUACUCUGCAGCUUCUAGGAAUCAUCUGCAAAAACGACAAUCACAAUGGGAAGCUGGAGCCCACCUGGAAAUGUUGACUCAAGUGAACUUAAGAUUUUUCUGGUUGGUCCAAGACGGACAGGAAAGAGCUCUGCUGGUAACACUCUGCUGAGCCAGGGCCAGAUUUUUGAAACCAGAGGAGGUGGAGCCAGCACAGCUGCUGGUGCCAUCACCUCUGGACGUCACUUGACUGUGGUGGAUGCACAAGGUUGGGGUUCAUCUGAGGAUUUUGUGCCCCGAGAGGAGAAAAUUGAACUGUUGCGGGCCUUGUCUCUGUGUGAACCUGGAGGACCUCACGUUGUUCUGUUAGUGAUCCCUCUGCUGGACUUCACUGAGCCAGAGAGGAGAGCAGUGGAGAGGAGGAUGGAGAUCUUGACCUCUGCAGUGUGGAGACACACGAUGGUAUUGUUUACAUUUGGAGACUUGCUGAGGGGAAGAGGGAAAAGCGUGCAGGAGCAUAUCCAAUCAGGAGGCUGCGCCCUGCGUUGGCUGAUGGAAAAGUGCCAUUAUCGAUACUACGUGAUGGACAACAAAACCACCAUUAUCAGCGAGAAAGAAACACUAAAGCAGGAGGUGAAUGGAGGUGUGAGGAAACAGGGAAAGACUUGGUGGAAGAAAGAUGCCAAGGAGGCAGGAAGGAAGAGCAUGGGAAGUGAGGAAGCAGAGCAGGAGCAGGUGAGAGAGCUGUUGAGUAAAGUGGAGGACAUGUUGCAGGAGAACGGAGGAUGGCACUUCUCUCUUCACAUGUACCAAAGGUUGGAGGAGGAGUGGAGCCGCAGAGAGCAGGAGCUGAGGGCUCGGCUGGAGGCAGAGACCGGUGUGGGACGUGUGAGGAGAAAACAAGAGAUGGAUGUGAAAAUGGAGCCGGAGAAGGAGCAGAGGUUAGAGACAUAAGAAGAGCAGGAGGGUAGCUUGAGCAAAGAGCAAGGGAGAAGGUGUGGAGAGGAAGAUGAAUAGAGAGGAGAGAUGAGGAGGAGAGAGUGAAGGGAGA
Thunnus maccoyii (southern bluefin tuna) is the source of this 1296-nucleotide messenger RNA. Its product is annotated as GTPase IMAP family member 7-like. Bases 312 to 1199 code for a protein of 295 amino acids. The transcript has 4 exons. Lineage: Eukaryota; Metazoa; Chordata; Actinopteri; Scombriformes; Scombridae. The record is from RefSeq and is a predicted model, not a curated record. Gene Ontology annotation, molecular function: GTP binding.